UUUGUUCUUCGUUUUCCAAAACGAGAAGUGACCAAUUAUGCCCAAGUGUGGAACAUGCCCAGUUUGAGUGCGUUUACCGUCUGUUUCUGGAUGAAAUCAAGCGGCAAGAAAGAGGGAGUGCCAUUUAGCUAUGCCGUUCCAGUAGAGGAAAACGAACUGCUCUUGGCUAAUUACAAGGACUUUACCUUACGUCUUGGUGGUGAAAAGAAGUAAGUUAUAUACAAUUAAUAGUGCAUUUCUUUGGAAAAACUCGAGACUAAUAGUAGAGAUUUUAAAUCUGGGGCCAAACGGAUUCUUAACAACGAAAAAAAAAAAAAAAUAGAAAAACAGAAAAAAUUCGAAAUUGGAUUCUUCAGCGUUGGGAACCAUAAAACCUUGAUCUCGCGUAUUAAAAGCAGGUUCAUUUACCAGGACUUACCCUUCAGUUUCAGAUUUCGAUUUUAUUCGGUAAAUCCAGCCAGAGUGUGGAUAUUUUAUGUUAACAACGUUUUGAAUAAAAAAGAUAGUUGCCCUCGAAUAAGCACCGCGCCCAGGAGCAGUCGUGUGUAAUGAAUGAAUGUUGGCCAAGCUGUUUUCUUUUGCGUUGUUAUGUUGCAAGACAAAAUCAUGGUCAAUGAAAACGCAAAAAAAAAAAAAAAAUGAGGCCAAUAACCAGCCAUACUAGACCAAACAAUCCAACACGAGAAAUCCCGAAAUCACUGAGGUAGCCAAAAAAAUAUAUAUUCAUUCAAAAUAUUUCUUCCUCACUGAUUGGCUCAAAUACAAUGGACAAUUUUUUAUAACCAGCUAGCGUCAAACAAAUUUGAAAGACGUUUGCGAUAUCGUGUACUGAUGACAUCAAUAGCGCAGGCACGAGGUUGUUUUAGCUCAGCUGUUUUGAUAAUGCGGAUUAUUCGGUAUGGCACAGUAACUUUCUUUUUCACUGACAGGAAGACAGGGAUAUCGGCAAAUGAUGGCAAAUGGCACGCUAUCUGUGUGACAUGGAACAACGACGAUGGCACUUAUCAGUUCUUCAAAGAUGGAGCAAUGGAAAAACAAGAGACAGACUUUAAGAAGGGCCACACCAUCAAGGCUGGGGGAUCUCUGGUUCUUGGACAAGACCAAGAUGAGGUCUGCGGCGACUUCGAAGAAGACCAGAGCUUUGAAGGAAACUUGGCUAGGGUUAAUGUGUGGUCCUAUGUCCUGCCAAAAGACGCUAUCAUUACUUUUUCUGAAUCUUGCUCCAGUAACCUUGGAAUCAGAGGAGACGUCUACAAAUGGUCCGAUUUUAUCUACGGAGUUAAAGGA
Porites lobata is the source of this 1287-nucleotide messenger RNA. NCBI's taxonomy places the organism in Eukaryota, Metazoa, Cnidaria, Anthozoa, Scleractinia, Poritidae. The record is from the annotation of a GenBank genome assembly.